GUGACUCAACUCUUUUCUCCAAGAUGGAAACUCCAAUUGUACCAGGACGCAAUGGGGAGACCGAUGAUAUGGAAUCGCAAGGCUUUGCUGCCGCUGCGUCGAUAUGGCACAAGCACGAGUACAAGUACAAGUACAGCUCAUCCGCCAAUCGUUAGGAUCAACAAUGGCACAUUUUAUCGACAUCAUCCAAAUUCUUCUCAUCAUGUCCCCGGGCAUGCGAAUCCUGCCUUAUUCGAGAAAUUGAACUUUGAAAUCCCUUCUUUUUCGGACCGCCAGAAACAUUGGGCUAUACUCGGAGCUUCAUCGUCUGGCAAAACUACAUUAUUGCAGGUUCUAAGAGGAGGACUUUUAUGCAUUCCGCCAACUGCGCGAUCAUAUCCAUAUCUUAGCAGCGAUGCUUCCAAGCCACGAACUCCAACCAAGGCGAUCAAAUAUGUAGGAUUUGAUGGGGAACAAGGACUAGGAAAACAGGCUCCGAAAAAUGCAUAUUUGAGUGCGCGCUAUGAGUCGAGGAGAGAGGAUACAGAUUUCAGCGUGUGGGAUUAUUUGCAAGGGAAUACGGAACUCAACCCUUCAACGAAGAUAGAUGGCAAUGGAUUUGAUCCUGAAAUACUUGUUCGUGUGAUAAAUGACUUACGACUGGGAGAGUUAUUGAACAUGCCGGUAUCGAAUCUGAGCAAUGGACAAACGAGACGAUCGAGGAUUGCGAGGGCUUUGUUGGAGAAUCCAGAAGUUUUGCUUUUGGAUGAACCGUUUAUGGGCUUGGAUCCUCCUACCUUGUUGACUUUGAGUCCGAUGUUGCAUCGAUUGGCUAAGGCGAACACUCCGAGACUUGUGUUGUCGUUGAGACCGCAGGAUCCUAUACCGCACUGGAUUACGGAUCUGGUGUAUUUGAAGGGGAAUUGUGAAGUUGCUUUCUUGGGACCAAAGGAUGAUGUUUUGGGUCAAUUGAGAGAUCAUGUUGAGAGGAGUGGGGAUGGAAGUGAUAGUUUGAAUAUUCAUUUGACGCCGUCGUCUUUAAAGGAGAUUGGGAGGAAGUUAACUUUGGAGGGAAUUGAACAACCUAGCUUUGAGGAAAGCGUGGCUACAAGUGGCAAUUCUACGGUCAUCCGAGAGGAUAUUCAAGAAAAGACGGGUCCAAUGAGCCGUGAUGGUUACCCUCUGAAUGAUGUUAAGCCAUCAGAAACAGGUGAAGCGCUCAUAGAGAUGGAAGGUGCCCGGGUGAAGUAUGGAGAUAAAUCUGUUCUUGGUAACUGGACUGAAACAGUAGAUGGUGUCGAAAAAGAUGGUUUGUGGUGGAACGUUAAAAGAGGUGAAAGAUGGGGUAUUUUCGGACCCAACGGUUCUGGAAAAACAACUCUUCUAUCUUUGAUAUGUUCUGAUCACCCCCAAACAUAUUCUCUUCCUAUUCGUCUAUUUGGAAAAUCUAGAUUACCAGAACCUGGCAAGCCUGGAAUAUCGAUCUUUGAUCUUCAAUCCAGAAUUGGUCACUCCAGUCCCGAAAUUCAUAAUCAUAUUCCUCGCAAUUUAACUCUGAGGAAAGUUCUCGCCAAUGCUUGGGCGGAUACUUUUAUGGGGAUACCAAAAUUGAAUGUUAAUGCAAAUGAACGCAUAGAUUCAGCAUUGCGAUGGUUUGAACAAGAUCUGAGAUUAGGAGGAGUCACUGGUCAAAAUGAUGAGCAUGAAUCUCUAUCAUGGGCUGAUGAUGUUUUGUUUCGCGAAAUGCCAUUUUCAUCUCAAAGAGUAGCACUCUUUCUACGGGCCAUAAUCAAAGCACCAGAUUUAGUUAUUCUAGAUGAAGCAUUUAGCGGUAUGGAUGAUGGCGUUCGUGAUAAAUGUCUUUUAUUCCUAGCCCACGGCGAAGAAAAACAAUUUGCACACAUUCAACACGAAAAAUCUGCUAAUGAUGUGGAAACCACAACGAAGAAUCUUCAGAUUGUCGAGUCAAAUGUUUCAAAGGAAGGGAAAGUGAAGGUUAAAGGAUUGAGUCAGAACCAAGCACUUCUCUGCAUCAGUCAUGUGAGAGAAGAGAUACCGGGGAGUGUGAGGGAGUGGAUUUGUUUACCGGAGGCGAACACGGGGAAAGGAGCACGGUUUGGGAAGCUGGAUGGGCCGAUUGAGGGGAAUUGGAGAAGGUGGGGGGAAAUUUGGGGCUUGGGGAGUUAGUGGUUGGGAAUUGAAGAGGGAUGUUGGAAAAGGUUUAAAUUAGAAAGGAGAGGAGAAAGGAGAGAUGAUGUAAUAGAAUCGAAGAUGUGGAAAUUUUCGGAUGAUGAGGGAGAGAGAUAUCGUGGGAUACUAGAGAUUGGUUUGUUGGUGCUGUUUGUGCUGUUUGUGUAGAGUAGGGUAGAAGGAUCUUUCCAUCAGACAAACAGUCAAACAUUCAUGAUAUAGGAUUUGCAAAUCUUCUUUUACACUCUUCUUAUCUCUACCAUCAGGCAUUUGAGAUACACUAGCCAGACACUCUCCAUAACGCGGGAAUCAAAGUCACAUCCCUGCGAAUCAUUCAAGUUAUUUA
This is a messenger RNA of Botrytis cinerea B05.10, 2515 nucleotides long. RefSeq lists its product as hypothetical. The record is from RefSeq and is a predicted model, not a curated record. The transcript has a single exon. Gene Ontology annotation, molecular function: ATP binding; ATP hydrolysis activity. NCBI's taxonomy places the organism in Eukaryota, Fungi, Ascomycota, Leotiomycetes, Helotiales, Sclerotiniaceae. The coding region runs from base 52 to 2166 and encodes 704 amino acids. Gene Ontology annotation, cellular component: mitochondrion.